Brassica napus (rape) is the source of this 592-nucleotide messenger RNA. Its product is annotated as 40S ribosomal protein S21-2. The record is from RefSeq and is a predicted model, not a curated record. The coding region runs from base 172 to 420 and encodes 82 amino acids. Gene Ontology annotation, cellular component: cytosolic small ribosomal subunit; ribosome. Gene Ontology annotation, biological process: endonucleolytic cleavage in ITS1 to separate SSU-rRNA from 5.8S rRNA and LSU-rRNA from tricistronic rRNA transcript (SSU-rRNA, 5.8S rRNA, LSU-rRNA); endonucleolytic cleavage to generate mature 3'-end of SSU-rRNA from (SSU-rRNA, 5.8S rRNA, LSU-rRNA); translation. The transcript is spliced from 4 exons. Gene Ontology annotation, molecular function: structural constituent of ribosome. Lineage: Eukaryota; Viridiplantae; Streptophyta; Magnoliopsida; Brassicales; Brassicaceae.
AAGUUAGUUCAGAAACAUGAAGGGUAUAGUAGUCUUUAACAUCUACUGCGAUAUAAGCAAACCCUAAGAGCUCGCUCGCAACUAUAAAUGACAUAAUUUGCUUUUUAUUCUGUUUUUCCAUCGCCGCCGAACUGCUCUAUCCUCUCAGAUCGAAUUUUCCAAGCAAUAAUCAUGCAGAACGAGGAAGGAGUCGUCACAGAGCUAUACAUUCCAAGGAAAUGCUCGGCUACAAACAGAUUGAUCACAUCAAAGGAUCAUGCAUCUGUUCAGCUUAACAUUGGCCAUCUUGAUGCCGAUGGUAUCUACACUGGACAGUUCACCACACUUGCGCUCUGCGGUUUCGUCCGUGCUCAGGGAGACGCAGACAGUGGCGUGGACAGGCUCUGGCAGAAGAAGAAGGUCGAAACCAAACAACUGUGAGUGAGUGAGAGAGAUUGAGAAAUCUAAAAAGCUGCUGCGCUUUGCCUCUUUGUUAUUUUUGGGAUGUUUUGUUGAAUUUUCUCUCUAGCUGCAGACAAGUAUUUUGAGUUUCUGGUUUAUGAAAGAUAAUUAAGUUUUGGUGGCAGCUGAAUCAUAUUCUACAGUUCAGUUA